Molecule: messenger RNA, 7801 nt
Organism: Loxodonta africana (African savanna elephant)
Lineage: Eukaryota; Metazoa; Chordata; Mammalia; Proboscidea; Elephantidae
Gene: RAPGEF5
Product: Rap guanine nucleotide exchange factor 5
Exons: 25
Coding region: 849-3044 (731 amino acids)
Biological process (GO): positive regulation of GTPase activity; Ras protein signal transduction
Cellular component (GO): plasma membrane
Molecular function (GO): guanyl-nucleotide exchange factor activity
Source: RefSeq, a predicted model, not a curated record
GUUCCCUUUGAUCCUAACCUCAUGGAGUUUUGGAGGGUGCUGCAGUGCUCACACCGCCACCUUCAGCUGGGGGUGGCAUGACAUAAGGCGUUUGAGAUGCUCAGAUGAUGAACUGUCUGAUAGUACAACAUUCCCUGUGUGCUCAUUGGUAAGGAAAGCUGAGGAUGCCUUCACUGUGUUGUGUCAAGGAAUUGUCAGCAAAGACGUGCAUAUUUUUAAAGAAUAACAGGCACCUGUGAGCUUUGCGAAGGCAAGGGACGUUUUCUACCUCGUUCACCACUGUAACCCCAGCGUCCAGAAAGGGGCCUGGCACUUGGUGGCUGCUCAUUAAAUGUUUUUUGAAUGACUGAAUGAACUAACGUGAUAUCAGGACUGGCCAGGUGUCAGCUGACUCACACCUCUUUUGUGGUAAUACUUCCUGUCACCUGAGUUGUUGCAGUUUUUUGUUUUUUAAUAGUUUUAACAUGCUAAAAAUAAGUUAUUUCCUGGCCUCACUUUUUCAUCAGAUUCUGUUUAGGAGAUGAUCGCAGGAAAAUGGGAGAAAUAUUGAAGAAGCAUAAGGUUCCCUGUCAAGUUACAAUCAAUAUAUUAUCAAUCUGUUUGCUUUGAGAGAAGAUACAAAAUAUUUCGUAGGCUCUAAAAGAGUGCACCAAGAAACAAGUAAAAAAUAUAUUUAUGGAGAGAGUUCUUCUUGUGCAGGAAAAGCACUGAGGAAUAUUAUUAUUGUUCAGGCAGCUGACCUGAUAAAGGACAGAGUGAACCUCAAGGGAUUUUACAGGAGAAGCUGCGUUGGAUCAGAACUCGUAGACUGGCUUCUAGAACACUGCCCUUUUGUCCAAUGCAGAUCGAUGGCUGUAGGGGUCUGGCAGCUCCUACUGGAUAUGGGAAUUAUGUUGUCAGUGGACCGGCAUCUGCACUUUCAAGAUACCUAUGUUUUCUACCAGUUUUCAUCUGAUGAAUGUAGCUGCCUGUACUGUGAAUUUGAAAGAGAAGAAGAAUGGCAAAAUGGGGUCAAGCUUUUACUGCACCUUGUGCCUCUCAUUCCUGCUAGAUCUGGCAUAUGUGAACUGUCUCAUCAGAAAAUUGAAGAUGCUGAAGAAACCAGUGAUGAAAUUCUCGCUCGUCUAACAUCUGCGGUGCAGAGAGAGCUAGCAGCUGUUAUUGCUUUGAAAGCCAGGAAGUCUGCAAUUGAACAAGAUGAAGAAAACAGUGACAAACACAUAGCUGUGCCAGAAGCUGAAGGUGUUCCACAGUCUCAGGCAGGGGUGAUGUGCAAGCUUCAAGAAAGAGAUGAUAUCGGACGAAUUGAACUGGUCCAGAAGUUGGCAAGAGAAAACUGUCAGCUUUUGCAGACGGACAAAAAAGAGCUGGAGAAAUCUGAACACCAAGAUGAUGAAGUCACGACUGUUCAAGUUAAAGAGCAAGACCAAAACGUCCUGGUGUUGAAAAAAGUGCCCGGCGGUGGCCCAGCCCCCACGUCUGGGAGUACAGAGAACGAUUGGAGAUACGUGGUGGUGUCCGGGACGCCGGAGAAGAUUUUGGAGCAUCUUUUGAAUGACUUGCACCUGGAAGAAGUCCAGGACAAAGAAACAGAGACUCUCCUUGAUGACUUCCUCCUCACGUACACUGUCUUCAUGACAACCGAUGACUUGUGCCAGGCGCUGUUAAGGCACUAUUCUGCUAAGAAGUAUCAAGGCAAAGAAGAAAACUCAGAUGUUCCUUGUAGGAAACGUAAAGUCUUACAUCUUGUUUCCCAGUGGAUUGCUCUGUACAAAGACUGGUUACAUGAAGAUGAACAUUCAAAAAUGUUUUUAAAGACCAUAUACAGGAAUGUACUAGAUGAUGUAUAUGAAUAUCCAAUACUUGAAAAAGAAUUGAAAGAAUUUCAAAAGAUACUUGGAAUGCACCGUCGUCACACUGUAGAUGAAUAUUCGCCACAAAGGAAGAAUAAAGCCCUUUUCCACCAAUUCAGUCUUAAGGAGAAUUGGCUCCAGCACAGAGGAACUGUGACUGAAACAGAGGAAAUUUUUUGCCAUGUGUAUAUAACUGAGCACUCCUACGUCAGUGUAAAGGCAAAAGUUUCCACGACAGCCCAGGAGGUCCUGAAAAUUGUGGCAGAAAAGAUCCAGCAUGCGGAAGAGGACCUGGCUCUGGUGGCCGUCACGUUCUCUGGGGACAAGCAUGAACUUCAGCCAAAUGACUUCGCCAUCUCCAAAUCUCUUGAGGCAUCUAGUCGUAUAUAUGUCUACCGGAAAGACCUGGCUGACACCUUGAACCCAUUCGCAGAAAGUGAGGAGUCACAGCAAAGGUCGAUGAGGAUUUUGGGAAUGAACACUUGGGAUCUUGCCCUGGAAUUAAUGAAUUUUGAUUGGAGUCUGUUUAAUUCAAUUCACGAGCAAGAGCUGAUCUACUUCACAUUUAGCAGACAAGGAAGUGGAGAGCACACUGUGAACCUCAGCCUGCUGCUCCAGAGAUGCAAUGAAGUCCAGCUCUGGGUGGCCACUGAGAUUCUGCUCUGCAGCCAGCUGGGCAAACGGGUGCAGCUGGUGAAAAAAUUCAUCAAAAUCGCUGCUCACUGCAAAGCCCAGAGAAACCUGAAUUCUUUCUUUGCUAUUGUGAUGGGUCUCAACACUGCUUCUGUCAGCCGACUGUCACAGACCUGGGAGAAAAUUCCUGGGAAGUUUAAGAAACUUUUCUCUGAACUUGAAAGCUUAACGGAUCCUUCCCUGAAUCACAAAGCCUACAGAGAUGCAUUCAAAAAGAUGAAGCCACCAAAAAUUCCUUUCAUGCCCUUAUUGCUUAAAGAUGUAACAUUUAUUCAUGAAGGAAAUAAAACAUUUUUGGAUAAUCUCGUCAAUUUUGAAAAGCUGCAUAUGAUCGCAGAUACUGUCCGAACCCUGAGACACUGCAGGACUAACCAGUUUGGAGGUGAUGUGUCUCCAAAAGAGCAUCAAGAGCUAAAAUCCUACGUUAAUCAUCUGUAUGUCAUUGACAGCCAGCAGGCCCUGUUUGAGCUCUCACACAGGAUCGAACCUCGGGCAUGAGCCUCACCGCCUCACCUCCCCUGUAACUGCAGCACUUUGAGCUACGGGAAUGCCUCUGCCAAGCACGUUGCUUUCCUGUGAGAAGAGAAGUUGCUGAGUUUUAUCAGCAUAUCACAAGACUGACACAGGAAGCCAACUCAGGCGUGUUCAGGAGGUGACGUCAGCCAGCAGAGAUGGGAGAGGCCUCUCCACACUACCCUAGCAGCGAGAAGGCAGAAAGAAUUAGCAGCAUUCUUGAGAUGGAGACAUCUGGCUUCUUGUGAUAACAUUGUUGAUCCAAUCCAGUUUUCAGUUUGUAAGAUGUACCCGUGCCAAGACAACAUGUCUUGUCACACAAUGACCAAACAUUUCAGUAAGAACAUGCUUGGAGCAGGGAGGAGCGUUACUUUGCCUGGCAGUAGGUUACUGUGUAUAGGCUGUCAAAGAAAUAGUCCUCUGGAACACCUCAAGACAGUGAUGGCAUCUCUGGAUUCCCAGGGAGAAACGAGGUCUCCGUUGUUACAAACAGUGACAUCACCAAAAGCCACUGUGUCUAGGGAGUUAGUGUGGACCAGCAGCUGGCAUCCAUGUUGACUUCCAGAUGAGAUAUGUCAAGGCAUGCAUUUCUCUGCAUCCACAAUCACUUAUCGAUGUAUGCUUGCAAGUAAAAUUAGUUUCUGCACAACUGAUCUGCAACUAUAGGCAAGUUAGACUAAGUUGCUUUGCCAAUAAGGAAAACUAGUGAUCAUUAAGAAAUUGACUCAUAUUGUUUAAUUUCUGGGAGUUUUCUUCACAUUUGUAAGCAGACUCUGAUCUCGUAUUGGGUACAAUAUAAUUUUGGAAAAAGCACAGCACCUGACACAUAGUAAGCACUCGGUAAAUGUCUUUUGAGGUAACAGAGUCACAAAGGUCUGCAUUCCUAUGCCUGAUGAUGUUUUGCAUACCUCAGGCAGGUCCCUGGCCCACUGUAUGGAAUGAUAACAGGCAGGUUAAGAGAGACCUAAUGUGCGAAGCACUUAGCACUCCCUAGAAAAGAGCAAGGCAACAUAAUGGUGACUACCAGCCCUUCCGCAAAUGAAAGGAGCCCCGGACCAUUCAAAUGUCAGAUUUACGUUGGAGACUCAGAAGUACCGUAGUCCACCUCCAACCAAAUUAGGAAACCUCCCUGUAAUUCAUCUUGUUUUUGUUCAAGGUCUCAAGGUUGUCUUUUUUUAUUCCCUUUUUAGUAGGUUGGGGCUCCAAUAAUAAAUAAGACCACUUUCUAUUCUCUAAUACUGGUUAGAGGAUCUUCCUCAGCCUUCAAAUGAUCAAAAAGUCCUGUGGGAUAAAACAGUGAAGUAUACACCUGCCAGCUUAUACUUGUCACUUUGCUGAAAUACAAGGGCCCUGCUUCUUGCACUAGGCCUGCUCGUUUCCCACACGUGUGGAUCUUGGUGAGCUGCUCACCGCUCGUGCCUCUUCAUCUCCUCGACACCCACGCAGAACCGUUUCCUUUUUGUCUCAUCACCGCCUCAUUCAUCCUGAUGACUGAGGUGUGCCCAGUGCAUCCUAACACCUUUAUAGUAGUGCUGUUACUGGGGCUCAGGAACCACACCAAGCUUGAGAUAUUGUCAGAGAACCCAUGAGGAGGCAAUUUUGGGUAGGACUUUAAAAGACAUGCAAACUGACCCAAUAUGUAAAACUUCAGUCCUGAAAAUUUAUAGGGUUUUAUGGAAAAGCAGGGCUGGUUCAGUCCGCAGUAACAGAAUGAGACCCAUUGGAGGAGAAUAGAGUCAUCAGAACCACAGAAAACAAACUCCCCUCGAGGUGAUCUAACUCAAAAAGCUCUCUCUUUGGUGAUUACCCAGGAUAGCACGCUCUUACAGUACAGGUAGGUGCUCUUUCUUUGUGCUAGAAAGUAGGGUUUGGCCAGUGUAGUCAUAUAAGGCCAUGUCAACAUUGUCUCUCUGUUAUACAGUUUAAAUUAUUUUUCAAAUUAGAUCUGCAUUGCUCCAACCAGAACAUUUCCUCUAGAGAACUCAUUUUCAGUGGAGAAGCAUUUCAGCACAGUGCCUGCUACAGAGGUCCCAGUUCAAAUACAUACCCUUGGCCAAGUGAAGCCACACACACAUUGCAUUUAAACACAUUUUAUAUGGUGUAUUCAGGGUACUCUGCAUGCGUAGGUGUGAACAGGCUGGGGAGAAGAUGGUGCCUGUCUACCUCCUUCAGCCAUGGACAGCAAAGGAAAGGGGGCAUUAUCUUUAGAUUUGCUUUUUUCUCUCCGUCUUCUGGAUGUCAGAAUCCUCAAAUCUUUCUGAAAUGUAACUGCCUCCAGAGAUUUCCCAGGCAGGGCCCCUCAGAAGCUUUGAGAAAACUUAAACCUGGAAUUAAAGAAUUCAAAGCAAAAUUGUGGGAGAUCAGAUCGAGUUCAACAUGAAGCUCUUUCUAACAAAUUGGAGCUGCUGUACAGUGAGCAUCUACCAUAGAACUCAGAGGGCUCCCAACUAUUGGAGAUUGGGCCUAUUCCCUCUGCAGAUAUUUGCCAAGACCUCUUUAGGACAGGUUCUUGCUAUGGCCAGAAGGGUGGGCUUAAAAUGUCUAAGCUUAUUGUUAGACAUAAAGAACACAGAAAAUCUCCCUUAACUCUGAAAGUCUUGUGUGGUCUGCCCACUUCAGUGAAUGAAGCACAGGCACUUCUAAGUGGGUUCUUUUUGUCACAGCACAACUUGGACAGACCUGCUGGUCUCUGGGUUCAUCAACAUUCCAGCCAAACAGCCCUGCUUAGACGUUAGCACAGGACGACAAAACUUAGGUUCCCGUAGACAGAAUAGCAACCUUCUCAGAUUUUUUUUUACUUGCAUGUUUGCAGAUGAUCCAAAGACUACAGUGUUUUAAACUCACUCUUUGUUAUAAUCUGUAUAAUUGCCAAAUAGUUGUAGUGAUAAAUAUGACCUGGAUUCACUUUAUUCUGAUAUCAUUAAUUAUGUUUAGAUUAACUCCCUUUUCCGAGCCCCUAUCCACAAUUAAGUAGGGUGGAGCAUACUUUGACUCUGGAAGCAUAAGGGUAAAGUAAAAACCACACCCCUGGUUUAGUGGGGAGAAGAUGUUGCACUAAUAUGGAUGCACCUCUGAAGGUGGGGAGAGGGUUGUAUGCGGAGAGAGUGAGGGUGACUUUUUCUGAUCCCUGGAGCCAGGCUUUUCCUAUUGCCCUGAUCCUCAGCUCCACAGUUACAGCCACCACGCACACUACGCAUCUCAAUUCAAGUGUUCCUAAAUGGUGCAACCAAUCCAAACUUCUCAGAAACCAGGCAAAAUGUUUAAAAUUGGGGCGAUCAGUUCUACUCUAGUUGUCCAACAUGCAGUUGCUUUGGAAUGCUUCAAAAACAUGUCCUUAAAAUUUCAGCCUGCUAUUAGUGAGUGGGCCAGUUGUUCUUAAAACUGGUAAGGGGGGAAGAGUUUUUUAAAAAAUUGCCAAAAAGUUAGAUGAAAAUGUAUUACUGUAUAAAGCAAAGCUGUAUAUACUAAACAUUUUUUAGCAGAGUAAUAUUUAUUUGCAUAGCCUAUUUAUUGUAUUCAUAUUACGCUGUUAUUAAAUACUGGGAUGAAAUCAAUGACCUGAAGCAAGGAACCUUGCCUUUUAAAUGUAUCAUUAAUUAGGACUGCUGUGACAUUGCCAGCUUGCAUUUACAAUUAGAAGAUAGAAAGCCCGAAAUCAGGGUGUCUACCUAACUUCUCAGGGACUACACUUAGUAGUUUUCCAUCAUUAGAAGAGCUGGUAAAUAUGAAACACUUGUCGAAUUACCAGAAUUGCCAUUAACAGUGUUUUCCUUCUCAUAUUUCACGCUUCCUGCCUCUGUAUAUAUGACUGUGUUGUGUAUUUAUCGAAGCUAGUAAGCAAUAAUUUAUAUGUAAAAAUGGCCAAGCAAUAUAAGGUUAAAACUUAUAUAAGUAACUGUUAUCUUGUAUUUUCAAGUGUUUUUUUAAACUGCUUUUCCAAAUAUAUGUUAAAGAUACUAUUAAUGUCUCCUAACGACUUGCUUUUUCCAUAUGUGUGUUAAAUCGUCUUUGUUCCAGUUGACUGGAACUCAGGAGUCAUUUGCUCACUGAAGGAGCUGCAUGUAGGUGGAGAGGUUCACAGGUAGCCCACAGAAGCCUAAGUAACUUAUGAUGCCACUGAAUUGUUGCACAUAGUAUAUUGGAAGUCAUAUUAAGAAAUCUCAUAUUCUGGGAUUUCGGUAAUAUAACAACCACCGUGAUAGCUUAACCUCACUCUAAUAGGACCAGGAAUUCUCCCUUUCCAACAAGCCCAGACACUGAAAGAAGCUUCAAGCCCCUGACAGUCAUGUCCUUGCCUAGAAUAGAGCCCCCAGCAUAGGAAGAGUGACAGGUGGAAUGGAGGGGGCUUAGGGAUAGAUAAUAACAAUGCUCUGGAGAGGCAGGAAGACUAGCCGUGUAUACAUCUCGGGUGAAGAAUUCUGUGGUGGAUUGUAUUACCGUUUAAUGUAAUUCUCUGCCCUCUGCAGGAGAAGUAUGUAUAUCUCACCAUGGUAAACUCAUGCUUUGUCCAACAAAAAAUGGGGAGAUGUGGCCUGUGCCACUUCUUGUAGUUUAAGUUUCUUGGAUGUAUAGAUUAUGUAUAGAUAAAUGUUUUUCCUCAAGUUUGGGUAGUUUUCAGUUAUUGUAUCUUCAAGUUCUCUUUUGGCCUGCUUCUUUUUUCUUUCUGAGACUUCUGUUAAUGCAUGUGUGUCCCACAGGUCUCUGAGGCUGUGUUCUUUUUUUUUUUUUCUUUCUGUUCCUCA